Molecule: messenger RNA, 5027 nt
Organism: Centruroides sculpturatus (bark scorpion)
Lineage: Eukaryota; Metazoa; Arthropoda; Arachnida; Scorpiones; Buthidae
Exons: 25
Coding region: 105-4682 (1525 amino acids)
Biological process (GO): response to oxidative stress
Molecular function (GO): heme binding; peroxidase activity
Source: RefSeq, a predicted model, not a curated record
ACCUUAAUAAACCUUCAGUUCAUUGUUUUUUUUACUGUUUAUAUAGAUGCUGCUGGACAGCAAUUCUGUGUCUUUUGCUAUAUUUAUGCCAAUGUAUUGCAUCUAUGGAGAUAGUAGAUGUUCCCAUUCUCGGUACGAGCAAACACAGAAUUGUUUCACGAGUAACUCGAGGACUGAGAUUACACAAACGUCAAUUGACGAGAAUUACUCAACAUCUAAAACCUGCAAAAGAAAUAGAUCCAAUACCAGAAGGGCCAAAAGUAUUAAUGCCAAGAUUCAGUACGGAAGAUCUGAAAAAAUACAUAGACGAAGCAGUUCGUAAAGUCGAUCUUAGAAUGGAAAAUAUAGAGCCUGCAAUUUAUAAAAGUGGUGCGAUACAGAGACCGGGAACACCAGAAUGGUUUGCAUCUGCCUCUGCAAAAACUAAGAUCGCAGCAAAAAAUUAUUCACGUAAUGCUAUAGUUGCAGAAGAAGCCACUAAAAUAAUAUCCCAAACAUAUCGACUCAGUAAAAACCAAAUUGCUUAUGGUCUUCCAACAGUAGAUAUUCGCGAUACCUACCUUAGUAGCUCUUGCCCUUUAGAAGUUGAUUUCCCGUGUCAACCGAGAAAAUACAGAGCUUUCAGUGGCUAUUGUAACAAUGUUCAAAAUCCGACCUGGGGAAAUGCCAAUAUCAAAUAUAUUCGAUUUCUAGCACCCGAUUACACCGAUGGAGUAAGCACACCUCGAGGUGCUACAACGGGUGAUGUUUUACCCAGCGCACGUGCUGUAAGUCACUCUAUUCAUAGUGAUUCGGAUAAACCGCAUCAACACGUCACCACUAUUCUUGCUAUAUUCGGCGAAUUUAUUUUCCACGAUUUGGCACAUACAGCUCAAUCUGCAGGAUUUCAAGGUCAUAGAAUUAAAUGUUGUGGAGUUGAUCAAUCCCAAUUACAUCCGGAAUGUUAUCCAAUUACGGUUCCAGAAAAAGAUCCAAUAUUUGGAAGAAGAGGACGUAACUGUUUAGAGUAUAUUCGAUCUUGUACAGCUCCGAGAAUAGGUUGCACUCUUGGACCAAGGGAACAAAUUAAUCAAGUAACGUCUUUCUUAGACGGUUCCGUCAUAUACGGUUCGUCGAUCGAAGAAGCUAAUAAAUUGAGAACUUUUCGAGGUGGACAGUUGAAAACUCAAAAAAUAAAAGGAGGAAGAGAAUUACUUCCGGCAGACACUGAUGAUUUUGAUUGUAGAGGCUCUGGAAAAAGUAGAUGUUUCCUUUCUGGUGAUGUUCGUGUUAACGAGAAUGCUGGUCUUGUAGUAAUGCAUACGAUUUGGGUUCGAGAACAUAAUAGGAUAGCACGAACACUUGCUUCAUUAAAUCCACAUUGGGACGAUGAUCAAUUAUUCGAAGAAGCAAGAAGAAUAGUUGGAGCAGAAUUACAACAUAUAACUUAUCACGAAUUACUCCCAACAUUUCUUGGUCAAAACAUUAUGGAUAAAUACGAUCUUCAAACUCAUUCUAGUGGUUAUUAUACAGGAUACGAUAUUAAUAUUAAUCCUGGAAUAUCUAAUGUUAUCGGAGCAUCUGUAUUUGGUUUUUUAUUUUCUAUGAUGCCUUCAAAAUUUGAUUUGUAUACAAAAGAAUUUAAGAAAAUAGGAACGAAACCAAUGAGCCAAACAUACUUUCAACCAACUGAUAUGUAUUCACCUAACAAGUUAAAUGAAUACUUAUUAGGUUUGGUGAGUCAGAAAGCUCAAGCUGGUGAUGAAUUUAUCAGUAACGAAAUGACAAAUAACCUGUUUCUGGAUCCUAGUUCCGGAUUGGGUACAGAUCUAGCAGCUAUAAUUAUUCAACAGGGCAGAGAUCACGGUAUUCCUGGAUAUACAAAAUGGAGAAAAUUUUGUCGACUCGAUCCUGUUAUUAAUCACUUUUCCGACUUGAAAUCAAUGAUGACAUUAGAAACUGUGGAUAAAUUAAGCAGAAUUUAUAAAAAUGUACACGACAUCGAUAUAUUUACUGGAGGAUUAGCAGAAAUUCCUUUAAAUGGAGCAGUAGUUGGUCCAACUUUUGCUUGUCUUUUAGGUCGUCAGUUUCAUUAUUUAAGACGUGGAGAUAGAUUUUGGUAUGAAAAUGACAUACCGCCAUCUUCUUUCAAUAGAGAUCAACUAACGGAAAUUCGCAAAGUUACUUUAUCUCGAAUUCUGUGCGAUAAUGCCGAUUCUAUCAAUUUAAUGCAACCAUCAGUUCUCUAUCAAACGGAUCCAUUUCUAAAUGCAUACGAAACAUGCAACUCCGAUAAUAUUCCUAUUGUAGAACUAAAUAAAUGGAAAACAGCAUCUCCUCGGUUUGUUGUGCCUGAAACAUUACUACAAGAUUCUUUAAAGAGAGCCAAAAGACAAGUAGAGGAUAUGAUCUCUAAUGAAAGGCUUAUUACUAGCAAAAGAGGUAUUGCUGCUGAAGGAAGUGCUCAAGCUGCUCAUUUGGGAUUUUUACGACCCAAACGUCAAGCCAGAUUGAUUUCUAAUCAAUCGGUUGUUUUAGAAUUGGCAUCUCAAGGAUUCGCUAAUAAUUACUUUUCCAGUGAUCAGAGAGACAGAGAAGGAGGAAGUUCGAUGAAUAAUAUAAGAGAAUUGAUGGCUGCUCUUCCGAAUGUCGACGUCACAGAUUUUAUAGAUUUGCCAAAAACAUUUGACUGCGACGAACAAACACUACCUUGCGACCAUACUAGCCGAUUUAGGACCACAACCGGUUGGUGCAACAAUCUUAAAUAUCCCGAAUACGGAAAGAGUAUGAGGAUAUUAAAUCGUCUUCUUCCUUCUCAAUACGACGAUGAUAUGAGCACACCGAGAAGUCGUGGAGUUAAUGGUAAAAUUUUACCCAGUCCGAGAGCGGUGUCGACUGCCAUUCAUUACGAUAUAAGUGCACCUCAUGUACGUUAUUCGCUUAUGGUAAUGCAAUGGGGGCAGUUUGUCGAUCACGAUCUGACGUUUACGCCAAUGCACGAGGCGUUUGGAGGGAGAGCUUUGGACUGUCAAGAAUGUGAUUCUGCAAAAACACUUCAUCCCGAAUGUCUUCCCAUACCGGUACCUCCACGAGACAUUUUUUAUCCCCCUUUUAAUAAAACUACUAGAAGACCCACGUGUAUUUCUUUCGUACGAUCUUUAGGAGGGCAAUUGACAUUAGGUAGAAGAGAACAGUUAAACCAAGUAACUGCAUUUUUAGACGCUUCUAACGUUUACGGUUCCGAUAUGUGCGAUACAAAAAUGUUACGCUCUUUUAUCGGAGGAAGACUUAAUGUUACCCGUCAUCCUUUGCGUGGUAAAGAUCUUCUCCCCCAAAAAAAUGAUCAUAAAGACUGUCGAGCUCCUUCCGGUCUUUGCUUCGAAGCAGGCGAUAACAGAGCGAGUGAACAACCAGCUUUGGCUGCAACUCAUACAAUAUUUAUGAGAGAACAUAACAGAUUGGUGGAAAGCCUUCAGAGGAUUAAUCCUCACUGGAAUGACGAACAGUUGUAUCAGAAUGGGAGGCGCAUCAUGUCCGCCAUCAUGCAACACAUCACUUACAACGACUUUCUACCUAGAGUGCUCGGAAGAAGUUAUGCUAAUAAGAAUCACUUAUAUCCUUUACCCGAGGGAUAUUAUCAUGGAUAUGACGAAAACUGCAAUCCUACUAUAUACAACGAGUUCGCUGCUGCUGCUUUCAGAUUCGGUCACAGUCUCAUUAAACCCGAUUUGGAUCGUCUAGAUCGUGGAUACAGAUCGUUAAAUGAUCCUCUGAAACUCAGAAAAGGUUUCUUUAAUUCCGACAUGUUGUAUUCUGCCAAUGCCAUGGAUCACAUUAUGAGAGGUCUGGUAACAAGCAGCAUGGAAGAUCUGGAUAACUCGAUAACAGAAGAAGUGACAAAUCAUUUAUUUGAAGACAAUCGAAUACCAUUUUCUGGUAUGGAUUUAGCAGCGUUAAAUGUUCAAAGAGCUCGAGAUCAUGGUAUUCCUUCGUACAAUGAAUAUAGAGCACUUUGCAAUUUAACUAAAGCUCGAAACUUUGAUGAUCUAGUCAAAGAAAUACCUCCUCAUAUUGUUGACAGAUUGAAAGCUGUUUAUGAGAGUGUGGAUGAUAUUGAUUUAUUUCCUGGUGGUUUGGUGGAGAAACCCCUACAUGGUGGAUUAGUAGGUCCUACUUUUGGUUGCAUUAUUGCUUUGCAGUUUCAUUUGUUGCGUCAGUGUGAUAGAUUUUGGUACGAAUCCGACAAUCCUCUAAUUCGAUUCACUGAAGCUCAAUUAACAGAAAUUCGUAAGGCAAACUUGGGUAGGAUCAUUUGUGAUAAUUCAGAUACAAUUGAAUCUAUUCAACGUAACGUAUUUGAUCUUACGGAUUCUUUUAUGAAUCCUCGAGUGCCUUGCAAAUCUCUACCGAGUAUAGACUUAGAACAAUGGAAGGAGAGAAUAUCAUGCACGGUUGGGGAUGUAACCAUCGAUGUUGGAUCUGCAGAGAGGAUAUCUCCUUGCGUCAUGUGUACCUGUACAAAAGAAGGGCCAAUUUGUCAAUCGCUUCGAGUGAAUAAUUGUUUCCAUUUGGCUUCCACUUUUUCGAAAGAUUCCAUACUAUCCGAUCACGUCUGUAAAGUACAGUGUGCCUAUGCUUUCAGGGCAUUCCCUCAAGUUGAUCCUAUAAAAAAGAACGUUUUAGGAUUUAGUAAAACAAGUUAAAAGAAAAUAUAUAUAUAUUCAAAUAAUUAAAUUACACAGCUGAAAUGUCUCAAUGGCAGUUUUAUUUUGUGAAAGGCCUUAGCCAAACAUGGACUUGAGAGGCCUUUUUUUUUUAAAUGUAAUAUAAAACCCAUGUAACACUAUAAUUGAUACUGUACAAGAUUCUAAGAUUCUAGUUAAUUCUGGAUUCUAAAUCUGGGAUUCUACAAAACAUAUAACUUUGUGUCUGAUGUCCUUUAACAAAGAGCACGAAGAUCUUUUCCAUUUUAAUCAAAAACUUUAAUUUUAUUUAUUUAAAAAUUAUAUCGUUGUUUAAAUUCAUAUUUUAAUUUUUAUUUAAAGAAU